Molecule: messenger RNA, 732 nt
Organism: Parnassius apollo (apollo)
Lineage: Eukaryota; Metazoa; Arthropoda; Insecta; Lepidoptera; Papilionidae
Source: the annotation of a GenBank genome assembly
AUGCUUAAUAAAGAUGAGUUAGAAGGUGACUUAACAGCGAUAUUUGGUAGGUUAAGAAAUACCGAACAGUUUUGGAACAAACCGAGAAAUGAUGUCAUCUGUAUGACACAAUACUACCGGCCAGCAACCUGGUUUCUCACCAUGAGUCCUUCAGAAUGGAUGUGGGAUGAUUUAGGUGAGUACCUUAGGGAAUUUAACGGUCCUGAAAUGUCGAACAAGAGCAUAAGUGAAUUAGUUGCACUAGAUCCUGUCUCCACUUCUCGAUUUAUUAAUAACAAGUUUAAGGCUAUGUUGGACUUCAUUAUGUCGUCCGAUGAGCCGCUUGGAAAAGUAACACAUUACUUUUGGAGACGAAAAUAUAAAUCCCGUGGAGCACAACACUUUCAUUUAAUGUUAUGGGUAAAAGACGCCCUCAUAUUUCACGAGUCCUUGCUUGAUGUGGUUGCAUCAUUUAUUUCAAAGUACGUAACAUGUGCUAUACCUGACAAGAAUGUUUCACCAACACUCUAUCAACGAGUAACGUCAUAUCAGACUCAAAAACAUAAUAAGUAUUGCAUGCGCCAAAAGAAAACAGGAAGAGGUUUCGUAAAAGUUUGUCGUUUCAGAUUCCCCCGCCCGGUCACAGAAAUACUUAGUAUAAGAGGUAUAAUAGAAUCAAUAGUUGCAAAAAAAAAACAUUGUCCUCUAACAGUAGACUUUACUAUAUUGUACGCAAAAAAGAAUGGGUUAUGA